Molecule: messenger RNA, 6618 nt
Organism: Megachile rotundata (alfalfa leafcutting bee)
Lineage: Eukaryota; Metazoa; Arthropoda; Insecta; Hymenoptera; Megachilidae
Gene: Cad74A
Product: cadherin 74A
Biological process (GO): homophilic cell-cell adhesion
Cellular component (GO): plasma membrane
Molecular function (GO): calcium ion binding
Source: RefSeq, a predicted model, not a curated record
AAAUCAACGGAUGCGGGCUCGGUUCUCAAAUUCUUAGUCUUCUCGUUGGAUGAUUAUAAUCGUUGCAUGUAGUCUUCCGUGCAAUGACUCGAGUUGUCGCAAAGUUGAGAUUCAACAAUUUGGUAAAAACGUUGGACUUCUCUAGAGUCAUGGUACGAAACGGUACAGUUGUCUUCUGUCUGCUUGUAUAGUACGUAUUUGAGUACGUACUUGAGAGGUUAAACGAUCGUGUACUGACGUUGCAGUGCGAAAUAUCAUGAAGAGUUUCGAAAUCGACGGGCUUUGAGAGCCGGCUGACCGCUUCGUAUAUGGGGUCUCCCUAAGACACGUGGGACAUGGGAUUAACCAAUGUUGAUUUAGUGAUUAGUUCCUUUUGCAGUUGCUUCAGGUGACGAUGUGGACGAUUUUGCUGCUCGCACUCUCCACGUGGUCUUCGUCAUGGGGUCAAGUGAUCAACCGAGCACCGCAUUUCGUGCAAGGUGGCGAUAUGGCCAGAUUGGCCGUGUCAGAAGGCACGCCACCGGGAGCACCUGUCUAUACUCUCCAAGGAGAGGAUCCUGAAGGAUCUAAAUUGCAUUAUUCCAUCAGCGGAGAAUACUUCACCGUGAACCGAGACACUGGUGUCGUGGUGCUGAGAAAGGCGCUAGACAGGGAGACACAGGACUUGAUCGAAGUGAUCAUCAGCAUAACGGACGAAGGAGUCGCAGGAUCGGAGCCUAACACGGUGUCCCUUCGACGGGAGGUAGCAGUGCUGGAUGAGAACGAUAAUCCGCCAGUGUAUCAUGGCAGACCAUACGCGGCUAGGGUCCCUGAAAGUGCACUCGUGGGUGGUCUACUGAUUCCUCCUGGUACGAUCACGAUCACGGAUCGUGAUGGCGGCGUAAACGCGGAUGUUCAUGUGGAAUGCGUUCCUGCAUCCCGAGACGACGAUGUCUGUGAAGUUUUCAAUAUUUCUACGGAAAAGUUAGCAGAGGGCAACUACUCCGUGCAAAUCGUUCUGAUGAAACCUUUGGACUACGAAAGGAGAAAUUCAUACCUGAUCAAUCUCUUAGCCGUGGACGGUGCUAGUAACGCGUCGAAGAGAUUACAAGCUAGAGCAACAGUAGCCGUCGACGUUCUCGAUGUCCAGGAUCAGCCACCCGUGUUCCUGAACGCGCCGUACAACGCAGCGCUUCCAGAGAACACGCCAGCUAGUCACACGAUCCUGACAGUCCGAGCACGCGACGGUGACACGGGAGAACCUAGAAAUUUGUUGCUGACGUUGGAGGACGAAGAGUCUGGACACUUUGAUUUGGAGCAGACGCGAGAAGGUGACGUUACUAUUGGCAAACUUGUCACCACCAAUGUCUCCCUCGAUAGAGAAGAUCCUAGAAUACUGCAGAACGGUGGGAUUUAUACGUUUCAAGUGAAAGCGACAGAGUUGAUCAAUAACGAGAUACCGGCUGAUACUGCAACGUCUAUUGUGACGAUCAUCGUCACUGAUGUGGAUGAUCUUAUGCCUGUCUUCAACGAGAACUACUUUAAUAUAUCGAUUUCGGAAGAUAUUGGGAAAGAGACACCCUUGCCAGGUCUAAACAUGAUCGUGAGCGACGGAGACGUCGGUGAUAACGCAAAGUUUACUCUAACUUUGAGAGAUGUACCCGAAUAUCCCGGAAUUAGCAAAGCCUUCACAGUGAAUCCUGAAAAUGCUCAGGGUCGAGUACCAGUGGUUGUGAAGGCUAAGGAUGUCAACGUGUUGAACUACGACGUGCCUGAUCCUGCUAAGAGAGAACUCGAGUUUGAAGUUGCUGCACUUGUUGCGGAUGAAGUGGUAGCCACGAGCAGAGUUCACAUAAACCUCAUGGACGCGAACGACCACAGCCCAGAAUUCUCUCAAUCGAUCUACAAACUCUCCGUACCGGAAGAUGCCGAGAUAGGAACACGUUUCGCCGACGUUUACGCUAAAGAUUACGACAGUGGAUCUUACGGCGAGUUGACGUACGUUCUGCGAGGUUUCGGUUCGGAUAAAUUCGUCACUGAUUUCAAAACCGGUGGAAUUAUCGUGGCGAAGGCGUUGGACUACGAGACCCAGAGGUCGUACUCGUUGACGAUGGAAGCAAUAGAUGGCGGCGGAAGAGUAUCCACUGUGAACAUCUUGAUAGAACUGGAGGAUGUUAACGAUAAUAAACCCAUCUUCGAGCAGAAUGAAUAUUCAAGAACGAUUCGAGAAGGAGCUACGAGCUUUGAUCCACAGGUGUUCGUCAGAGCAACCGAUGUCGAUGGCCCGAUGCAAGGGAAUGGGAAAGUGACGUACUCUAUUAGUUCACAUAACAGCAUGACGAAUGAUGUCUUCAAGAUGAACGCUGAAACUGGAGAAGUGACUAUAGCGAAACCAGUGCGUUCCGAUGACACAGAGAGGGGAAUAUAUGAACUGGUGAUUCGAGCUACAGACGCUGGAACACCUCCGUUAUAUACCGACGCAAAACUUUCGGUCAGGGUGGGAGUUCCGGGGAACCAGAAACCCAUUUUCCGGGGAAAUUACAAAUCCAACUUGCCCGGACCUAGCACCUAUCGGGCUAGGUUGCUGGAGAACGCCUCACCUGGGACGGAAGUCAUCAGGGUCGUCGCGAACGACCCCGAUGGAAGAGACAAUUUAUUGCAGUAUCAUAUUGCUUCCGGUGCUAAGGAUAAUUUUGUCAUAGACUCCAGUUCUGGCGUCAUCACAGUUUCCCCAGACGCCCGUCUGGAUCUGGAAUCAGGCGGCGACAAAUACGAAGUGAUAGUUUACGCCAUCGAUUCUGGAACACCCGUCAGGGAAACCGCCACCACAACCGUCACAGUGAACAUGAUAGACGUGAACAAUAAACCACCGAUGUUCAACGAGUCGACGUACCUCGUUUACGUAUCGGAAAGAGCAGCCAUUGGUGAACCAGUUCUCAAAGUAACCGCAACAGAUCCAGAUUCCGACGCCUACUUAGAAUACUCAUUAGUAGAACCAAUAAAAGCCGUCGACAAAACAGGAGUUGCCUUGAAGAACACCGCAUCAUACGACUAUAAAUCGGCGUUUCGCAUAAAUUCGACGACAGGCCUCAUAACAGUGAACCGUAUGUUGGAUUAUCAAGUGGCUGCUGUGAUCAGACUAACAGUUCAAGUGGAGGACUUGAACGCCGUCGUUGAUAAAGAAAAGCAAGUUACGAAGGUUGAAGUGACGGUUUACAUUCAAGCGUACAGCGAUGACAAUCCGACCUUCACGAACCCUGGAUGGUCACCGAAUAAUCCCACUAUCAGGAUUUCUGUGCCAGAAGAACAACCACUUGGAACUACUUUGCUGAUGUUGUCGGCGAAGGAACCUACCACUGGUUAUGCUGUUCAGAGGUUCGAGCUGGUGAGGGAAGAUGAUGACGAAGGAUACGUGAAUGUGGGAGUGCAGAGCGGGAACGUUGUUUUGAGCAGGAGAUUGGAUUACGAAAUUCUUAAUCAAAAGUUCAUUCGAUUCAAAGUACGAGCUCUGGCAAGGGACUACGAGAUAACAAGAAAAAUGUCUGAAGCCAACAUAAUCGUCGAGGUUCAAGACACGAACGACAAUAGUCCAGUCUUCACUCAGAAAGACUACAAGAUCUCUGUUUUGGAAUCGGCGAAACCUUCGAAAAUCGUGUUAAACGUUAAAGCCACGGAUAUGGACAGCUCCAACACAGAACAGGAAGUCAGACGAGGGUACGGCGAAGUUAGAUACUCUCUGAUUGGAGAGAAUGCUAACAUGUUCGAGGUGGAUCCUAUAACUGGGAACAUUCAGAUCGCUGCCAACACAACGCUUGACAGAGAAAGACAAUCGGUCCUCCGCUUCUACGUCGUAGCCUCGGACAUGCCUCAAGGUGGAGCAGAGCAGAGGAGCACCAGAGCUUUGGUAACCGUGGACGUUUUAGAUGUCAACGAUAAUGCUCCGGUCUUCGAUCAAGAAUUGUACACAGCCGUGAUACCCGAAAACGCGGCAUCUGGUGUCAGUGUGGUGAACAUCACCGCUACUGACCCAGACGAAGGCAAGGGUGGUGUGAUCAGUUACGAAAUCAUUGACGAAGGCGAAGCUAAUGGAUUGUUUAAAAUAAACCACACAACGGGAGAGAUCUAUUCCGCCCGAGCGCUGACAGGCAAAGGCAGGACGGAGCCGUACAUGAUGAGAAUCAGAGCCCAAGAUGGCGGAGAGCCAGAAUUAUACUCAGACGUGAUACUGACACUUUACAUAGGCGACGUGGUGAGCAACGACGGCGUUCCUCUGUUCAUCAGACCCACCCUCGAAGAAGUAGCCCACAUAGCAGAAAAUUCCACGAUUGGUAGCCCGGUGUUCCAAGUGGUCGCUUCCGAUCCUGACGAUCCUAACUUACCAGACGGGAAGAUCACCUUCAAGUUCCUGGAAGACGGUGAUUUCGGCAAGGACUCCAGCGCGUUCAGAAUAAACAGCGAGACGGGUUUGAUCACUACCAGAAAAUUGCUGGACCGAGAAGCGAAGGACAGCUAUACGUUGAUACUGGUAGCUCAAGAUCUAGGAAGUCCUCCUCAGCAGGCGACCAGGGUGCUUCAAGUGGUCGUGAACGACAUCGACGACCACAAGCCUCAUUUUAAAAGAAAUCUCGACAGUCCACCUGUGGAGCUAUCCAUCAUUGAGGAAGAGCCCGUGGGUACCAAAGUCGGAGUGAUCGACGCGAUCGAUGAGGACAUCGGUGAAAACGGGAUGAUUGAUUAUGCGAUCGUUUACGGUAACGAGGCCAGUCUGUUCGUGGUAGAAAGAUUGAGCAAUAAUUCGGCAGUGAUUAAGUCGAAUGGUCGCCUGGAUCGGGAGUCUUCCGACCGUCAUUUGCUUACCGUGAAGUGUUUCCCGUACUCCACUAAGAAGUCCGACGUAGUUCCAAAGCCGUACAACCGGCAAGAUCCUUCUGAACGACAAGUUCUUAUCAGGGUCCUCGACAUCGACGAUAAUAGACCCAUGUUCAAGAAGCAGAACAUCACUUUGGGUGUCCGACUGAAUGUGCCCAUCGAUACUAGUUUGAUCACGUUGGAGGCCUUCGAUGCAGACUCCGACGCUCUGCCUAUAAAUUACAGCAUGGGCAAAGCGUCCUUCGUGUCCCUGGUCGACCCGUCUAUGUCCAAGCGGGAGAUUCCCUCGCAUCUAACACUGAAUCCACAAACUGGUGAACUGAGGACGACUGGAUCAAUGUCGUCCUACGCCGACGGUUACAUGGAGAUCAUCAUCUCGGCGAACAAUUCUGUAGUACCUGGCAGAGAGACGAAUAUCACCCUGAGGAUAUUCCUCCUUCGCGACAGGGACAUGCUGAAGUUCGUGUUCUCUAAGCCGCCGGUAGAAGUCAGAAAAACGUUAGAAGACUUUGAGAGAGCCGUGCAGCAGGCACUGUCUCUCCCCAUCAGUGUUAAUGUCUACGACACCCAGUUUUAUUCCAAGGAUGACAACUCGCUGGACUUCUCGUCAACCAGCUCGUGCUUCCAAAUGGUGGGGAAGGAGGCGUACGACCUGGACGAGAUGAAGGCGCUGCUGACGGACCCGAAGAACGAGGAGUUGAAGAGGGUUUACAGAGCUUACAAUGUGGAGAAGGUGCAACACUGCGCGGCCUUGGUGGCUAGGGCUGACGCAUCCAUGACGCAGAUGUGGGUGCUGGCUAUCGCUGCCCUUGUGGGCAUUGCUACUAUAGUCUCCAGUUGUACACUAUGCUGUAUGCAUGCUAAGUACAAACGACAAGUAAAACACGCACGAUUGCGUGACCAGCCACGUCCACCAUUGAGUUACGUCUCUUCCGGUCCAGGAAUGGUCAGCGCCACAUCGCAUACGACACUGGGACCAGGUACUAUGGUCUCUCUGGGACCCCAUGAAGGACCAUACGAAUGGGGAGCUGAUACAACGCUGUAUCAUCCGAGUACCCUCGGAUCCAGGACCUAAAACGCAAACUGUUACGUUCGGGUCUGAAUUAGGAAGUUAGAUUAUUUGUUACCAAUCGAACAAUGUGACACUUGUAUUGGAAGACUGUUUGACCUGCAUUGAAUGUGAUAUGAGAUUAAAUUCGUUUCAAGUGCCAAUAGGGAAAUGUUCUUCGAGGGAUAUAAAAAUUCCAAAACUGUUUGAAACAGCAUACACGAAAUGGAUUAUGAACGUCAAUCAAAGAUAGAGUACAACUAAUUUUUUAAUUGCGACUUACUCAUUCCUUUCGAGGCUAAGUAGCUUCGCAUCAGGCAAUGGAAUUUCAAUCAAAAUGAAGGAAUUCGUGGAAAUCUGAUGGAUAAGGGACUAUGUGUGUGUCGAAGUUACGUGCACUUUGAAAGUAUCGAUUGCAGGCUCACGAAGGAACUGGAUAAAAUUGUGCAAUGAAGUCGACAAAUGGUGCUAUAAAGUAAGAUCGAAUAACUCGUGCCAAACGCCGGUACACUUGUGAAGUACGACGACGUUUUUUUAGGAUAAGAGAAAUUAACUCGCGUGAAUUGUAUAUUUCUUAAACCGUACACGAAUUUUACUUACAAUGUUUGCGACGCUGGUGUACGACAUUCGCGAGGUAUAUUGUAAUAUAUCGUAGUAGUUUCAGGAUGAAAUAAACUUGUACAUUUGAGUUAUGUUUAUAAAAAAUGAGGGAGAAUUCUUUU